Malassezia pachydermatis is the source of this 1551-nucleotide messenger RNA. Its product is annotated as protein mei2. NCBI's taxonomy places the organism in Eukaryota, Fungi, Basidiomycota, Malasseziomycetes, Malasseziales, Malasseziaceae. The transcript has 2 exons. Bases 1 to 1551 code for a protein of 516 amino acids. Gene Ontology annotation, molecular function: RNA binding. The record is from RefSeq and is a predicted model, not a curated record.
AUGCCCUCCACUGAGCGCUGCCGAUCGGAAGGGUCGCGCGUGGGUGACGUAGGCUACUCUUUUGUGUUUGUGGCCCACACAGCCUUGUUCUUUGAGCUAUCUACGCGGCGUACCAUGUCACGCCAUCAUCCCUACGGUGGCUACGACGAAGGCCAAGGUCGUGGGCGGAGAUCACGUCGUGGUGGUGGUGGGCGAUACGAGGCGCGCGGUGGUCACGGAUACGCCUCGUCAGAGUCAGGUGGAUCGUAUGGCGCCUAUGCACCAUCGCCCUCGUUUGCCGAGCAUCCAGGUAUGUUCCCCCCCUGGAGCACACCAUUCCCACCGAUGCCGAUGCCGAUGCCGUACGGUAUGCCACCUGCGUUCCCUCCAACGUUCCCCAUGUACGCGCCUGGCGCCUGGGGUGACGUGUCAGACAUGCAUGGCGGUGGAGCUGCCAUGCCUUGGGGAGGUGGACACUACUCUCGCGGGGGACGUGGCGGCCCCUCCCAUGAGCGAGAUCGGCGGCGGGGGGGUCGUGGUAGUGGGUCUCGUGGCGGAGGCAGGGGUGGUCCACGUCCUCGCUUCACACGCAGUGUCUACCAACCUGAUCCGAAUGCAGAGCGUCCCGAAGACAAUAAGCCCUGCCGUACAUUGUUUGUGCGCAAUGUAGCUUUUGAGGUGGAUGUACAGGCGUUGCGGGCCGAUUUUGAGUCCUUUGGUGAGAUUCGGACGUGGUUCGAUAUAAUUCAGCGACGAGGUAUGCUUUUUGUCACGUACUACGACACGCGGGCUGCAGAGAAAGCAAAGUAUACGAUGAACCUAAAGUCCUAUGUGGGACGUGCUCUAGAUGUGCAUUUCAGUUUACCAAAAGACGAGGAUCAGCAGCAGCAUUGUGAUCGUGAGAAGAAUCAAGGCACCCUAUUCGUGGUGGUCAACGAUGCGUCAGAACCUGUGACAGAAGAAGUGUUUCGAGAAAAGUUUGCGCCUUUUGGCGACAUUCGGGCGAUUCGUAUGUACAAGGAACAGGCCCAUACGCGCUUUGUGGAGUACUGGGACAGUCGUGCAUGUGUGGCAGCGUAUGACGCUUUGCAGGAGACAGAAUGGCUGGGCGGUCAGAUGCAGCUCAAAUUUGCUUGGGACCUAGCGACGGUGUCGCUGGUCCAUGAUGCGCGCACACGUAGUGAGGCCAAAGCUGCCGCGGAGGCACGUGCAAAAGAAGCACCUGGUCAGGCACCGACGGCGCCUCCGACCGAAGUGGCAGCGCCGUGGCCAGCGUAUCCGUCGAGUGGCGCACCUGAUGAGCGACUCGAGCAAGCGCAAAAAGUGCAGCAGCUUCUGGCUUCUAUUGGCACACUUCCAUCUACCAGUACUGACCCGGCUACUACGACAGAGGUGGUUCCCGCCGAGACGCUGGAGGGUGGCGGCGCUGAGGGCCCUAGCACCGUGGCUGUGCAUGACGCCACGCCGGAGGAAGGCGCCAUCGUAGCAGCGCCGACUUCGCCAUCCCCUCCGCCCGUGUCGCAGGCAGAAACACAAGUGUCAGAGGUGCUUCUCGAGGGUGAAGAGCCCUGA